This is a messenger RNA of Gasterosteus aculeatus aculeatus (three-spined stickleback), 6764 nucleotides long. RefSeq names its product zinc finger C3H1-type containing (gene zfc3h1). Gene Ontology annotation, molecular function: protein binding. Lineage: Eukaryota; Metazoa; Chordata; Actinopteri; Perciformes; Gasterosteidae. The record is from RefSeq and is a predicted model, not a curated record. Gene Ontology annotation, biological process: RNA processing. Gene Ontology annotation, cellular component: nucleus; exosome (RNase complex).
AAUUGAUUUGGAGCAGACGAGAAGCUAGCUGCUAGCUCAUUAGGCUAAUCGUCAGGGCGGUUAGACGCGUUACCGACCGACCGUCCGGUGAAACAUGAACUAUUUAUGGUGAUUAGCUCGGUGAUCGUACAGCCGCAGGCAGCGGGUGAGUUUGGGCGAAAUGGACGCGAACACAGUGAGUCGUUCUCCCCGAGAGGAGCUGGAGGACGGAGAGAUCUGCGACGAUGACACCGAGGAGAGUAUGCCUCUCCGGCGGGGGGAGGGUAACUUUAGGAGGCAUGUCCGCGGUGGUCCUCCACGGGCACGGAAACCUCACCUCCACCCGCACAACGUGCCGCCCCACAUGGGCCACCAGUCCCCGGACUUCCGUCUCCUGAUGCCUUACAACCGAGGCCCUCACGGCCCGUUCCCCCCGAGCCACCGGCAUCAGUGCGGGCCUAGCGGGCCCGAUCGGCCUACGGCUACCUCCACCCCGACGCCUCCGCUGCUGCUACCUAGCCUCGGUCCUCACGGUGACCCGAGCCCGAGGACCAGCUUCUGGGAGCGGAGCCACGGAGCUCUGGGCCGGUUCAGGCAUCGGGCCAUGCCAAACUGUGGACGCGGGGGCUGGAACCGUGGGAACCGGGGAGGAGGUAGAGGUCCCCCCGGUCGUUACGGGCCCGGAGAGAGUCACGGUAACCAGAAGGACUCUCCCUCGAGAAAGCAGAAGCAGAUCUUAAGGAACCAGGGCAGGAAAGUGUCUCACUGUGUUUCUAAACCGGGGACCAGUGUUGACGAGUCCUUCGAGGACCUCCUGUCAAAGUACAAGCAGAUCCAGCUGGAGCUGGAAUGUAUCCGCAAAGAGGAGACCAGGGCCCUGGAGCCCACGCCCCCCCCCACAGCCCGGACCCCUGACAACACUGCCAGUAUUACACAGAGCCACCCCGCUUCUGGACCUCCUACUGGAGCGGAACCUGAACCUGGUGCAGUUCCUGGACCUGAACCUGGAUCUGCUCUUGAAUCUGGACCCGCUUCUGGACCUGGUCCAACAGUGGAGGGCUCGUUGGAGCAGAACAUGGUGGAGGAGAAGAAAGCGUUCCAAGCCUUCAACAUCAAACCUCUCCGUCAGAAGCUUCCUUCUCCUGCUGCUUUGGUGGAGCUGAACAUGAAGUGUGAGGAGCAGGAGAAAGGAGACACCGCUGACCAGGAGGGUGAUGUAGAAGAACAAACUAAACCAGAUAGAGCAGAAUCAGAACAAAUAGCAGAGGAGUCAGAAGACUCGAAGAAGGCGACGAGUCUGUGCUGCAGCGAGGAAAUCAACAAAGAGAAGGAGAAAAACAUGCUGCCAUGUUUGAGUCGCAGAGAAUCGUCGGCCUCCAGUGAGGACUCAGUCAUCUCUCCUGACAAGCCCGUUGGAAAGCUGGAGGAGGAGGAGCUAUCGGAGCUGCAGUUGCGCCUCCUCGCCCUGCAGUCGGCCAGUAAGAAGUGGCAGCAGAAGGAGCAACAGGUGAUGAAGAAGAGCAAAGAGCGGAUAACCAAAGCCGACCUGGAGAAGAGCUCCGGACCUGCCCCCCCCAGCAGGCAGCGGGUCACCACAAGGUCCGCCUCUGCUGCCGCUGCUGCAGAGAGGAACCGGACCCGGUUCCAACCCCCGGACCGGGACAGAACCAAGACUGGGGCCAGACCCGCCGACAGAGACCGAGAGAGGCCCAAAGUUGGUCCUAAACCUGGUCCUAAGUCCCCGGUGGAGAGAGGCCGAGGUCCCGGCAAAGCCCACAUCACCAAGAAGAUGAUCAGUCCAGGCUCGGUGGCGAAGCAGGCCUUCAGGAAGCAGCAGCUGGGGACGUGGAAGCUGCAGCAGCAGAGAGACCAGGAAGAGAGCCGGAGACAGGAAGAAGAAGAGAGACGCAAACGAGAGGACGAGAUACGGAGAAUUCGAGAUCUGUCCAAUCAGGACGAGCAGUACAACCGCUUCAUGAAGCUGGUGGGGUGGAAGGCGAAGACACGCAGCAAAUCCAGAGAUGGCGAACACAGGAAGUCUGCAGGUAAACAAGGUUCAGACGCCUCCGGGAACCUCUACCAGUACGACAACUAUGACGAGGUUGCCAUGGAUACGGACAGUGAGGCGGGUUCACCAGUGGCGUCGCCGAAACACAACCAGCUGAUUUCAGGAGAUCCAGGUUUCACUCCUUAUGUCAACGACUGUCUUCAGUUUGGACUGGCGUUUCUCUCCCCCAUGAUGUCUGCGUUUCCCCCCCCCCCUCCACCUCUCCCCCCCCCACCAGAUGAGCUGGCGCCUCCUCCCAAACCCCCCUUUGCUGAUGAGGAGGAGGAGGAGGAGAUGCUGCUGAGGGAGACCUGUCUGAUGUCCAUGGUCAACAAGAGGGUGUCGUCCACAGAGGAGAAUAGCUCCAGUGGUCCUCCUUCUCCCAUCGCUCCUCCGCUCCUCCUCCAGCAGCCAGUCAGUGGGAACCUGAGCACCGUCAGUCUGAACACCGUCACUCAGGCCAGAAGCAGCAAGUUUAACAGAGGACACCAUGCUGCCAGAGCACCGCUUGUGCUGCCCAGACACAAGUCGGUGGUGAUUUCUCUCGUGGACUCAGACGACAGUGACUCAGACCUGGACGCCUGCAGCUCCAACCAGACUUUUGGAGGACUGGAGUCCAUGAUCAGAGAGGCCCGGAGGACAGUGGAGGCAGCAAAGCCGAAAGCAGCAUCGGGCAGUGAGAAGGAGAACAACCCGGUCAGAACACCUGAGACUCUACCUGAAGACAAGAGGGCCGAGUACCGCCUGCUCAAGGAGGAGAUCGCCAGCAGGGAGAAACAGAAGAUGAUGAAGGACCACAACCCUUGGAGCUCCUCGGCCCCUGUCGUCUCAGACCUUGGGAUGGAGACGUCCGUAAAAGCGGCCGCAGAGCAGAGGGUAAUCGAGGCAGACCAGAGACUCAACAAGCACAGAGAGCUGCUGCAGAGGGACGAGGCCAUCCUGAGACAUCUGCUCCAACAGGAGCUGAAAAAGAGAGACUCUCUGAAAGCCGCUGAGGCCAAAGUGGUGAAGCUUCGAGAGCAGCUGCAGGCCUCUGAGAAGAUAGUUUUCGCCAACAAGACGCUGCUGAAGAAGCUGCAGGAGCAGGUGCAUCGUGUUGAGCAUCGUGUGUCCAUAAAGAAGAGUCAGUCUUCCCGCAUGGAACAGGAGCUGUCACAGGCUCAGCUGACGGCAGGCAGAGGGCCCAAACGCAGGGCGGACUCGACCCAGAGUCAGCCCAGUAAGAUGCAGCGAGUGGACGGACCUCUUCGCGGAUCCGAGCGUCACUUUGCAGAGCUCAUCGCUCAGAAGCAGCGUCUGCAGCAGCUGGAGUCCGAGUACGCUCUGAAGAUCCAGAAGCUGAAGGAGACCCAGGCCCUGUGCAACAGAGGACAGCCAUCAGAGCCCCCGCCACCGGCCUCCACCCCCCUCCAGUCUACGAGCCAGGCUCCGCCUCCUGCCUCCUUUCCCCUGCCACAGCCCUCCCUGCACGACCUGACCCAGGACAAGCUCACCCUGGACAGCGAAGACGUUCCAGAGGCCGACGAGCAGGAAACUGAACCGGCGCCUGCCAAAGUAACCCGCCGAAACUCCCUUCGCCAGUCUAGCUGCUCCUUCACCAAACCCAACCUGGAGCAGCUGAGCUCCACCUCUGCUGUGGACUCUGCUGUGGACUCUGCUGUGGACAGAGCCGGCAGCAGGCCUUCUGCGGAGAUGUUCACAGGGCUGGACUUGGAGGCCUUAAAGCUCGGGUACCAGCAGCAGGCCCGGCUGGGAGAGCUGCUGCAGAAGGAGCUGCAGACGGUGGGCGGUCACGUCCAGGGACCCCCGGCUGCACAGGUGAUCCCAGUGGAGGUGGACUCAUCCAGCAGCCAAUCAGGGAGCUCAGAUCUGAGGCCUGUUCCCUUUGGACCCUAUCACAGUCCCCUACUGGCCUUCAGGUCCUACAGGUUCAGUCCGUACUACAGGACCAAGGAGAAGUUGUCGCUCACCUCUGUCACCUACAGCAACACCAUAGAAGCCAGGAGGAGUUUCUGUCGGUUUGACCUCACCGGAACCUGCAACGAUGACGAGUGCCGAUGGCAGCACAUGAGGAACUGCACUCUGACUGGAAACCAGCUGUUCCAGGACAUCCUGUCCUACAACCUGUCCCUGAUCGGCUGCUCAGAGGUCAGCUCUGACGAAGAUAUCAGUGAUUCCACAGAGAAGUACAUGAAGAAGCUGUUUGGCACAAACAAGGACCGGAUGGGCGUGGACCAGAAGGCCGUCUUGCUUGUCAGCAAAGUGAACGAAAGCAAGCGACACGUCCCUCCUUUCACCACUUGCAAAGACACAAGGACAUGGAGGCCGAGGUCGUCUGCUCACAACGGCUUGGGCCCGGAGGACAACAGCGGAGACGAGUCGUCAGGAGGACAUCCGACCACAGGGAGACACGAUGGCGUCUCUAGAACCAGCCUCUCGGCUCUGGACGCCUGCGUCACAUCGGAGGACAAACGGUAUUUUGUCAGUGAGACGGACGACAUAUCGAACCUGGAGACCAGCGUCCUGGAGAGUCCACGAGACACCCAGCUGUGGAUCAAGUUGGCCUUCAAGUACCUCAACCAGGAUGAGACGUCUGCCGAAGAGUGUUUGGAAGCAGCCCUGAACACAUUGUCUCGAGCUCUGGAGAGUAACUGCGAGAACCCAGAGGUGUGGAGCCAUUACCUGUCCUUGUUCUCGAGGCGAGGCAGCAGGGAGGAGGUCCAGGAGAUGUGUGAGAUGGCCGUAGAACACGCUCCAGACUACAAAGUGUGGUGGAACUACCUGAAGCUGGAGGUUUCGUUUGAGGGGAAGGACUACGUUUGUGACCGACUGCUUCAGUUUCUGGUGUCUGAAGCGUCUUCUGCGGUCACAGACAGACUGUCCUUCCAGCUGAUGGAGGCGCUGCUCUACAGAGUCCAGCUCAACCUGUUCACGGGGCGCAUGGAGAGUGCAUUGGCUAUCCUCCAGGGCGCCCUGAAAUCGGCCCACAACAGGAGCAUCGCUGAGCACCUGACGGCCGGCGACCGAGCGCUGCUGUGGCUCUCCUACAUCCACCUGACGGAGUUUGACCGGCUGCCAGCCGGCCUGCUGGACCCGGUGGAGUCCGGUCCGUCCCGACUGGUGAGCAGAGAGUCCUUCUUGCUGCCCUGGAGGACACCGCAAGACGUCAGCUCACCACUCCACAUCCUGGUGGCUUUGUUCAGAGAUGCCGUCCAUCAGUGCUCUGAUGAGUCUCUGCCUCCGAGUCAGAGGACGCUGGCCUGCCUUCCUCUUCACAACAACCUCCUCUUCCUCUACAAACUGCUGGACAGGCUGGAUGAGGGCGUGGCUCUUUGCAAGUCUCUGCUGGAGCUCCGCCCCGAGUCCUGCUCUCUGAGGGAGGCUCUGGCCGACCUCCACAUCAGGAAGGGAUGCGCAGACCAGGCGGUCAGCAUGUGGCUUCACGCUCUGGCCGAGUGUCCCAACAACGCAGAGGUUUUCUACCACUCCUGCAAGUUCCUCGUUGCUCAGGAGAAGUCCAGUGCCAUCGCUCCUCUGUUUCGAGGGUUCAUCCUGUCGCUAUGUGAAGACCAGCAGAGUGAGAAGAAGCCGGUGGAGGUUCUGAGACACAUCCUUGGUUUCCCCACUGAGGAGCUGCUGAGAGGUCUCAUUAUCAAGGAGCUUCAGGAGCAGCUCAGUCAACAGAUGCCCUACCUCCACCUCAUCCACUGUCGCUGGCAGUGGCUUCACGGCUCUGUGGAGGACACGGUGGACGCCUUUGAGAGAGGACUGGGGACAGCUAUGCAGCUGGAUGAGCUCCACAAGCUGUGGAUGGAUUACCUGGUGUUCAGCAGCAGUCAGCAGACCCGAUGUCAGUCCAAACUGUUCUCAGAUCUGGUCCACCGGUGUCUGAGCACCGUCCCGUCUCGACUAGAGGUUCCCUUCAACCCAGCAGAGUUCUGGAGCUGCUACAGCUUCCACAACAAGGUGGUAACUCUCUACCUGAGCUGUCUGCCUCAGUCCCAGCAUGCUCUUGUCCUGGAGAGACUAAGAUACGCUAUGCCUAACAACACCGAGCUGGGCCUCAGGUUGCUGCAUCAGGAGUGGAAGGAUGGAAACAUUGAGCACCUCAAGUUCCAGGUCCAGAUGUUAAGUAGCCAGGCUCCAAAGUGUCUGGCCUACUGGGAGAUACUCAUAGCGGUGGCGACGGAGCUCAAGGAGCCAUCUGAGGUCCGACACCUGUAUCAGCAGGCUCUCCACCACCUCCCUCUGUGUGCGGCCCUGUGGAAACAAUCGCUUGCUGUUUGAAGCAGCAGAAGGAGGCAGCGCGGACCGGCUGAGGAGGCUCCUGCUCAGGUGUCAGCAGGUGGGCGUGAGUCUCAGUGAGCGGCUCAGCUUAGCAGUGUCUCCCCAGCAGACCUAGGAUCAGUGACACUCAGACUCAGACUUAGUAGAACAGUGAAUAACUCAGUGAGAGCAGAUAGACCAGUCGAGGUAAGACCGACAUCCCCCCCCGCCCCCCUCACCUGGAGCUGCUUGUAUGACAACAUGUACGUAAGUAUGGAGCUGCUGAGUGACUGUUUGUUCAUGUUCUCUCGUUUCUGUUCCCUUUCAUUUGGAUCCAUCUCCUGUUUGAUUUUACCUGCGUUUGUGGAGAGGGGGUGGGGGUGUUAAAAGAUGUUUGCCCUCCUGUACAUCAGCACGUUGUCUUUUCUUUGUCUCCCGAAGAAACAAUAUAAAUUGUAAAAGUCAAACUAAA